Molecule: messenger RNA, 786 nt
Organism: Salvelinus sp. IW2-2015
Lineage: Eukaryota; Metazoa; Chordata; Actinopteri; Salmoniformes; Salmonidae
Product: NADH dehydrogenase [ubiquinone] 1 alpha subcomplex assembly factor 4
Biological process (GO): mitochondrial respiratory chain complex I assembly
Cellular component (GO): mitochondrion
Source: RefSeq, a predicted model, not a curated record
UGGAAUUUCCAGCUACCAUGAUAGAACUUUCUCGCUCUCCGUUAAAAUUGUUGGACGAACUUCACCGUUCCCAGAGUUGAUUAUGUCAAACAUGGGGGCACGCGUUGCACGGUUGUUUAGGAAUUUUAACUUAGAAAACCGGGUACAUCGUGAGAUCGGGAAGGCAAAACCUGAAGCGGCACCUCGACAUCAGACCCACAUUGAUCCUGUUCAGAGUACACAGGUUACUGAGAUCUCUGAUGCCAUCCACAAGAGAAACGACCCUCUACUGGGGUUCCUGAAGUCGGUUUAUGUGGAAUCAAAGGAUCCUACAGAGGCUCCAAAGGAGGUGACUGAGGAGAAAGAGGAGCGCAGGCCUCUAAUUUUCAGCCUACCUGGGGACCCCUAUGGUAUUGUUGAGAUCAUUGAUGUCCCUAAAGGCAAACUGUCUAUUAUUGAAGCCCUCCAAGCUCUCAACAAUCAUAAGAAUGCUCCCCAAACAUGGACAUUGGACAAGGUCGCCCUGGAGUACUCUCUUGACUUGAAAGAUACUAAAGCACUUCUGGAGCAUUUCAUCCCCUUCGAGGUUAAGAUCAUACCACCAAAGACAGAGGAUGCAAAGAAGAUCAAAGAUAUCUAGGACGAAGAUGCAUUAUUCCUGGUCUUUAAACACAACAGCCAAGUGUAUUAAUUAUUUAUGUUUGUUGUCCUCGUCCAAAUGAAACUGCAAUAUUUGGAGUUCUACAUACUGUAAUGAAAUGAGGGAGAAGCAUGAGGUUUUGAGGCAUGAUUUGAAUGCAUGUUGAC